AUGCUGCUGUUCUGGGGGUCCCUGCUAUGCUGGGGGCUGCUGCCUCAGACUCAAGGGGAAGCCCGGCAUCAGAUCUUCCUGCGAAUCAGCAAGGAUCAGCUGGAAACAGACAUUUCAGACCUGUUCUCGGAGCACCACAUCCUGGACCGCAUGGCCGGGAUUCCUGUGACGGGGGCCGCAGGUGAAGGCGUCACCAUCCUGGACCACCUGCCCUUCGUAAGAGAAGGCCUUUCCAAGAAGAGCAGUGGGCUCGAUCUGUCACUGGUGGGGGACCUGCUCUCAGGGAGGAGACUCCCACUGCUGGGGAAGCUGCUCCAGGUGGGCGGGUUGGUCAUAGAAGACGCCAUAGGGCCUGAGGUCACCCUGCAAAUCCUGAGUGACAGCCUGCUGCAGGUCACACUGCGAACCAAACUAUACCUCUCGCUCCAGCAGAUACUGCGGCUCAAAGUCAUCAAGAACAUCCGCAUUGGGAUACGGCUGGAACAGACCGGGAACAAGACCAAGGUGGCUUUCGAGGAGUGCCACACCCCACCGGGAUAUCUCAGCAUCAGGGUUCUGGAGCAAAUGGACCCCCUCCUGGCGAACGAAGCUCUGGCGUGGGUGACAAGUGUCCUGGAUAAGGCACUACCCUUCGUCCUACAGAAGAUAGUGUGCCCCCUGGCCACAACCCUGCUCAAUUCCCUGCUGGAAGACCUGCUGCACCUUGCUCUGCCCCCGACCAUCUCAGGCCCAGAAGACUUCCAGUACUACGUCAUCACCACGGAGUUCACGGAGGAGGCCAUCCUGAUGGAAGUCCAGCUUGUGACACCCUGCGGCCCAGGCCAGAGACCCCAAAGGCCUGACCACCUGACCCUCCAACCCCUUCCAAAAUUAGCCCAAGGCAACAUGGCAGACCUGGCUUUUGGGCUAGAAGUCUACAAUGAUAUCGUGUCCUGCCUCUACACCAGCAAGGAGAUACGUGUGGACCCCCAGGACUCUAAAGCUGCUGACCUCAUUCAACUGUUGUCCCUGAGAGAACUGGAGCCAGGGGCCCAGACUUCUAAGAAGUCCAGAGGAAAUGUGAGACUGACCAUCAGUACCCCCGACCCUCCCAUCGUCCGCAUUGAUGGCCACACAGCCACCGUCACCCAGCCGGGCUCACUGGUCCUACUGGGGUCCAGCAACACCUCCUCUGUCUCAGUGUCCUGGAAUCUCCUUUCAAAGGCUGUGUUUUCCUUGAGAAAUCAGGAAUUAAAACUCCAGUUCUCUCUAAGCAGCACCACAGUCAUGCUGGGCCCUUACCCAGCCGGCCUCACAAAGCAGGAAAAACGUACGGAGGCCCUUCUCUUAGAACUUCUGAACACGGUAUUUUUGCCCCAACACAAUGAGCUGCUCAGAGAAGACCUCCCGCUGCCUAACAUCAAGGGCAUCUCCUUCGACCAGGCCCAAGUGGAGCUCUCCAAGGGGUAUAUGCUGGUGACUGUUCCAGAGGAAUAGCCAGUUCUCACCUAGGGCUAGCCCCCGGCCUCAGCCACAAGUGCUCUGGACCCCUGAGAGUCCAAGAAUGGCUACUGUCACAACGGAGAAUCUC
Hyaena hyaena (striped hyena) is the source of this 1570-nucleotide messenger RNA. RefSeq names its product BPI fold-containing family B member 4-like. The transcript is spliced from 15 exons. Bases 1 to 1476 code for a protein of 491 amino acids. Gene Ontology annotation, molecular function: lipid binding. Lineage: Eukaryota; Metazoa; Chordata; Mammalia; Carnivora; Hyaenidae. The record is from RefSeq and is a predicted model, not a curated record.